UGUGAAGAUCCGUAUUUCUUUCUUCAUAGAGGAUCAUAUGGAUCAAUUGACCGAGCAAACCAGCAGAGGCCCUCAAAUUCCGCUUCAAAAGCAGGAAAACCCGCUCUAAGAGAAUUAUCGCCUCCUCCUCCUCUUUCCUCCGUCACUCUAUAUAUGCACUCACUUCAAGAACAGUGAGUAUACAAGCGCAGUACUGAUACAUUUGAAUCCCAGAUUAGAAAAUCAAGUUUACAUAUUACCCAAGGAAGUAUGUCUAACACGCAGCAAAGCUUCAAUGCAGGCCAAACCAAGGGCAACACCCAGGCUAAGGUAGAACAGUGGACUGAAACCAUCCAGGAUACAGCAAAUGCAGCCUGUAGAGACAGUAGAUCAGCUGGGGCUCCGUCAACCGGAGAUUCUGCUCAACUAGAGAAGGAUCAAAGUGCUGGUUUCCUGCAGCAGACUGGAGAGCAAGUGAAGCAUGUGGCCCAGGAUGCAAUGGACUCUGUGAAGAACACGCUUGGCAUGGGUCAGAAUAAGAAAUGAAAGAAUAACCUCUGCUAUACAUGGUCUGCCGAUCAACCGGAUUCCGACUUAUUGAUACGCUGCUGAUGCAAUAGCUCUUCUUUUUGCAUGGACAAGUAUAAUAUUAUGUUCCUUUUCCAUUUGUCUUGG
Populus euphratica (Euphrates poplar) is the source of this 654-nucleotide messenger RNA. It is a transcript of the gene UNE15, whose product is annotated as Late embryogenesis abundant protein (LEA) family protein. Bases 250 to 525 code for a protein of 91 amino acids. The transcript is spliced from 3 exons. The record is from RefSeq and is a predicted model, not a curated record. NCBI's taxonomy places the organism in Eukaryota, Viridiplantae, Streptophyta, Magnoliopsida, Malpighiales, Salicaceae.